AUGAAGCCCGUGGUGGGCCUGGGUCUGCUUCUGGCUGGUCUCUUGACUGUGAAAGGUCUUUCGCAGCACAACCUCUCUACGAAUAGUCAUGUGACUGCGAGCCAGGUUCGAGCAUGGAAAGAAAGACGGGCAGCCCAGGAGCUUGCAAGGCACAACACAGAUUUUGGCUUCAAGUUUUUCAAGAAGCUGGCCGCUAGCAGCCCUGACAAGAACAUCUUGUUUUCCCCCUUAAGCAUCUCCAUGGCCUUCUCCAUGCUGUCUUUAGGUGCUCAGGACUCCACUCUCGAGGAGAUUAAGGAGGGCUUCAAUUUCAAGGAGCUAUCGAAGAAGGAUCUUCAUGAGGGCUUCCAUUACCUCCUUCAGAGGCUGAACCAGCGGAGCCAGGAUGUCAGGUUGGACCUCGGUAACAUGCUGUUCAUGGACCAAAGGCUACAACCAUAUCAGAAAUUUCUGAGAGAUGUUAAGGAUCUGUACAAUGCAGACAUCAUUCCCGCUGACUUCCGGCAUUUAGAAGCUACUCAGAAGCAGAUCAAUGACUACGUUAGUCAGAAAACCCAUGGGAAAAUUAGCAACCUGAUCAAGAAUAUAGAUCCCGGCACUUUAAUGUUUCUUAUAAACUGUAUUUACUUUCGAGCCAGGUGGAAACAUGAGUUUGAUCCAAAACUAACCAAAGAAGAAGACUUUAUGCUGGACCAAAACAAGUCCGUGAAAGUGCCCCUGAUGUUUCACGGAGGCAUGUACCAUGUUGGUGAAGACGAACAGCUCUCCUGCACCGUCCUGGAAAUGCCCUACCAUGAAAACAUCACAGCCAUCUUCAUCCUUCCAGAUGAGGGCAAACUAGAGACAGUGGAGAAGGGCCUUACAACAAAAGCAAUGGCAAGAUGGAAGAAUGGAUCCACGUACAGAACUGUAAACGUGCACAUGCCCAAGAUGACCUUCACUGGUACCUACAAACUAAAGAAGGCACUUUCCCAUCUGGGUAUCUCCAAAAUCUUUGAGGGGCACGGCGACCUCACCAGAAUCUCCCCUUACCGCAGCCUGAAGGUGGGCGAGGCAGUCCACAAGGCGAAGCUGAAGAUGGACGAGAAAGGCACAGAGGGGGCCGCGGGCUCCGGAGCACAGACGCUACCCAUGGAGAAGCCGGCAGAGUUCAAGUUAAACAGACCCUUUCUGAUGAUGAUCUACGAUGAGACUACAGCUUCCACGCUCUUCUUGGGGAAGGUUGUCAACCCUAGAGGGACAUAG
Chrysochloris asiatica (Cape golden mole) is the source of this 1245-nucleotide messenger RNA. RefSeq names its product serpin peptidase inhibitor, clade A (alpha-1 antiproteinase, antitrypsin), member 12 (gene SERPINA12). The transcript has 4 exons. The coding region runs from base 1 to 1245 and encodes 414 amino acids. Gene Ontology annotation, molecular function: serine-type endopeptidase inhibitor activity. Gene Ontology annotation, biological process: negative regulation of endopeptidase activity. The record is from RefSeq and is a predicted model, not a curated record. NCBI's taxonomy places the organism in Eukaryota, Metazoa, Chordata, Mammalia, Afrosoricida, Chrysochloridae.